Molecule: messenger RNA, 339 nt
Organism: Gaeumannomyces tritici R3-111a-1
Lineage: Eukaryota; Fungi; Ascomycota; Sordariomycetes; Magnaporthales; Magnaporthaceae
Exons: 2
Source: RefSeq, a predicted model, not a curated record
AAUGCAUUACGACAAUUUAAAUUUACGUUAAAAAACGAUAAGGAUUUUAAUUACAAAAUUAUCGUUAACGUUUGUUAUUUAAGCAACAAGCCAAUUUUUUAUAUAAUUAACGAAAGUAUAAAAUUUAAUGCUAUAGCGAUUUUAAAAAAUUUAUUUGUAAAGGAAAUUUGGGAAAUUUUAAAACGUUAUUGGAUAAAUGUUUAUUUAAAGCUUUUAAACGUAAUUAUUUAUAACGCAAGCAUUUAUUUUUUAAAAAGCGUCGAACGAACGCAUAGCAUGUUACGCAAAGCGCAUUCGAUUAUAAAAACCGAAUGCCCCGAUUUUGCGCCAAAAUUAUAA